Messenger RNA from Xenopus laevis (African clawed frog), 936 nucleotides. RefSeq names its product translocase of inner mitochondrial membrane 13 homolog L homeolog (gene timm13.L). NCBI's taxonomy places the organism in Eukaryota, Metazoa, Chordata, Amphibia, Anura, Pipidae. The record is from RefSeq and is marked provisional. Gene Ontology annotation, cellular component: mitochondrial inner membrane; mitochondrial intermembrane space chaperone complex. Gene Ontology annotation, biological process: protein insertion into mitochondrial inner membrane.
GCUACCGGUCAUAGCAACGUUGAAAUGGAAGGGUUCGGGUCUGACUUCUCUGUUGGGGGAUCAAGCGCUGGGAAGGUUGAUACCGGGGCAAUAAUGGAACAAGUUAAGGUGCAGAUUGCAGUUGCUAACGCUCAGGAACUUCUGCAGAGGAUGACUGAUAAAUGUUUCCGAAAAUGUAUUGGAAAGCCAGGCGGAUCUCUCGACAAUUCUGAGCAGAAAUGUAUUGCAAUGUGCAUGGACAGAUAUAUGGAUGCCUGGAAUACGGUUUCCCGGGCAUACAACUCCAGACUACAGCGAGAGCGUGCCAAGAUGUGACACGAAAGAAAGCACUACAAGACCUAUCUACAAAGUUAGCACUAGAAAUAUAGAAAAGAAGGACAACUAAAAGACAAUAUAUUUUAUAAUUAAAAAUAACUGUUCAUGCAGGAAUCAAUAAGUACAAUAUUGACUUCAAUUUCCAAGGGUUAAACAGUAGUUUAAGGAUUAGUCAAAGCAUUUUUCCAUAUUGUUCAAAGGAUCCAGAAAAUCUAGAAUCUACAGGAUUGGCAUACUGAUACUUCAGUUUCAACACCAUUAAUCUUUCUAUCUGUGGUGUUAAAUCCCAUAAUGCAAGUUUUUAUUGCUGCUGGUGUAUACCUCAUUUCUCAGUGUAUGGAAAUCACCUUGUGUGCUGUUUCUGAGGCCCCUUUGUAGAGCUUGUUACAUUUUCCAUAGCACACUCUGGCUUCUAAUUCAGAAUUGUCUUUUAAAUAGUAGUUAUCUUUGUAAAUUGAUCUUGAAAACAUAUUAAUUUACGGAGAGCCUUCACACUUUGGAUUUAAGGAUUUAAUUUGUCUGGGAACUGAAAUAAUUAUGUGGUUACAUUCAUUGCAUACAUGCUAAAACUGAUUUUAUGCAAUGCCUUCUGGCCUUGUUUUGAAUAAAUUGUACACUUUA